CGGCAGGACUUAUAUGUCAGUUAUUAUAGCAUAGUUGCUUUUCCAAACAAGCUAUGAGUGUUUUGGAGGUCAGGACCAUCUAUAAUGAAUGUAGAUGUCCACGGUGAGACGAGAUGACGUUUGGCUCGCGUUCGUUGUCUUUCAUCCUUCUACUCUACGUGGCCAACUUAUGUACAGAUAUCCGAGGCCCACUGGUGGAUGGAAUAGUUGCUAAGAUCUUCUAUAUUCCUUUUCUCUGGGUUCUCUUAAGUACAGUCAGUCACAACUCAGCAAUCGGCAUAAGCAAGUGUAAUAAGACAUUGAUCAGGCUUAGUAGCAAACAUGUGACAGCAAUAGAAUAUGGAUACUCAGAAAGGUAGCUGCUAGCAUGCUUUCUUUUAACCCGUUUAUCCUUUAUUGAACUAAGAAAGUCUCACAUGGACACCUUUGACGGUACGUAUGCUCGCUCAACAAACGCCGUAUUGCCUAGUAAACCUUCUCAG
Messenger RNA from Aspergillus welwitschiae, 482 nucleotides. RefSeq lists its product as uncharacterized. NCBI's taxonomy places the organism in Eukaryota, Fungi, Ascomycota, Eurotiomycetes, Eurotiales, Aspergillaceae. The coding region runs from base 114 to 359 and encodes 81 amino acids. The record is from RefSeq and is a predicted model, not a curated record. The transcript has a single exon.